GAGUAGUUUUAGAUGCGACAAAUAAUGGCCUUGGUUCUGCAUGUAUGGAGGAACCUCAAUGGAGGAAAUUUGGAGAAAGUACACGUCUGUGGUUGCCUUGAUUUAAGCUAAUUUAACGCGCAGAGUAAAAAUAUACUGUUAUUUUAAAAUUGAAGACACAAGUAAAGGUAUAAUCGCAUACCAUGCUCGCUUAUUUUUUCAGUUCAUGCAUCCUUUGUUAACGUCACUUUCGCCAUCUAUCCUGGCAGCCCAAAUAACAUGCAGAUAAACGGAAAACGCCUAUUUUCGACAGCAUAUCAAUGCAGCAUCAGUCCAGCGGAGACGCACGUGUAGCAGCGGAGUUUCUGUCUCCUCCAAUCACAGAGCGGUCUCACUCAGCUUUGUCCAAUGGGGAUAGCGCGCGUGCAGGUGGCUGCGCUGUUAUCAGCGGCUCCCGUUUCACUCCCAGCAUAUGGUGAGUCAAUUUAUGGGAAGACAAGCUGACCCCUUAAUGGUUCCCAUCAAAACCACUAAAACCAUCAUCAGACCGCUCGAUUUCCGCGGGGAUUCUUGUGGCGGGCGCGUGCAGCCCUCUCCCAGCUGACAGACUCCAACCAAAUCAAAUACACGGAAAGACAUUUUGGGAGUCUGAGCAAGCUCUUCACUUCCGAAGAGAGAACAAGUUCGGGUUUGCUCAAGUUUUCCCAACAGUUUGACUCUUCUUCCUCGUCCAGGAUACUUUUGGAGAAAGCGGCAGAAGUGGCCUGGCUCCGACUCACCUCCAGACCGCUCUGUGCCUCUAUUUACCCCUGUUUAUUUUUAUUACCAGUUUUUAUCCAAGCGAGUUUGGUGGUUCAUGUUCACAAAUGUUAGCGGUCGGGCAGAUGGAGGCUAACCGGCAGAGUGCUUUCGUCCUGGGCAGCACCCCGUUGGCGGCGUUGCACAAUAUGACCGAAAUGAAGACAUCGCUGUUCCCGUACGCGCUACAGCAGAGCCCGACGGGCUUCAAGGCGCCUCCACUCUCCAACCUCAACUCCCAGAUCUCCGGGGGGACGCCGCAUGGAAUAAGCGACAUCCUGGGAAGACCCAUCACCACAGCCGGACAGCUGCUGUCUGGGUUCCCCCGGAUAAACGGCCUGGCCACCACCGCAGCCGCUGCUGCAGCGGGGAUGUACUUCAGCCCGGCGGUGUCGCGGUACCCGAAGCCCCUAGCCGAGCUGCCAGGCAGGGCGCCCAUCUUCUGGCCCGGGGUAAUGCAGGGUUCACCCUGGAGGGACCCGCGAGUUUCCUGCCCCACUCAGGCUAACAUAAUGGUGGACAAGGACGGCAAGAAGAAACACUCCAGACCGACCUUUUCAGGACAACAAAUUUUUGCACUGGAAAAAACCUUCGAGCAGACGAAAUACCUGGCGGGCCCAGAGAGAGCCCGCCUGGCCUACUCUUUAGGAAUGACCGAGAGCCAAGUCAAGGUUUGGUUUCAGAACAGAAGAACUAAAUGGCGGAAGAGACACGCAGCAGAAAUGGCCUCGGCCAAGAAGAAGCACGACUCUGAGACGGAGAAACUGAAGGAGAACUCUGAUAACGAGGACGACGACGAGUACAACAAACCACUGGACCCAAAUUCAGACGACGAGAAAAUCACGAGACUGUUGAAAAAGCACAAGUCCACCAACCUGGCGCUGAUCAGCCCCUGCAGUAACAGCUCGGACACCUUGUGAUGGCCACAAACUGCGAGGGUGUGUGUGUGUGUGAGGGGGGCUCAAAGGGUCCAACAGACAUUUGUCGCACUCUUUGCCCCCUUUUCACCCGACUUUACGAACGUGCGCCUGAAGGGGAUCGCAUCUUGUUCAGAAAGAGCAAGAAAAUGUGUAAAAACCAAGUGUUCGUCAAGAAGUACUGAAGACGCGUUCACUACAGCGGGGCCAGAUACACAUUUGACGGUCACAGACACUGUAUACACGGAUAUAUAACUCGUUUCAGAACCGGACUGCCAGCAGACCUUUGAUGACAAGUUCCUGUUAGACACAAAUAUCAAACAGGAAACUGGCGACACUAAGUUUUUUUCCAACUGGAGUUAUACAACGUAUAAAUGUAAACAAAAUAAAAUAAACAAUCCGGAUCAGUGUUGGACUUAGAGGCACGACUCGUUAAUUUUGUUUCACAAAUGUUUCUUUACUUUGCUCAUGUAUGAUCCACGACACUUAUUACAUUACUCUCCUAAUCACCUCUAAAUUAGCGGCCCUGUAAACGUGAAGUCAGGAAGGCCGCUGCUUUGGCUCUGAAUGCGACUGUUGAGGAAUAAUUGCUGUACCUCAGUAGACCUGAUUUAUUCAGCCAACACCGAUCCGGAUCCCAGACGCAUGUUUAAAAUGGCAGGUGUAAACGGGGCCUACGAUGCUUCUAAAGCUUAGUUUAACCAGGGUAUCCACUGUCCUAAAAGGCGAGAGAAGAAACUCUUUGAGGGGGCGCGGCAUUGAGAUGAAUGAACGUAUGUACGAUGAAUGAAUGUAUGUGAGAUUGUAUAUAUUUUUUACUGAAUAAGUUAUGUUGUUUCAACCAGUGGAAACGUGGCAGUGUUUAUGCCCCGCAGCCGUGACGCGCAUAUCACCUCUAAGAUAUAACCGCUGCUUUGGUUUUAUUUCUGCACAUUAAUGUCGCCUCUUUCUUCCACGUUUUACACUUCUGUUCUCUACAGACAUACAAAUGUAUAGACGCAAAUGCUGUAAAUAGUCAUUGUAAAGAAAACCCGCUUGUUUUAAAUAACGACAUCAGUACAGACUUUUCUUUUGAUUUCAUUGAGUUUAUAUUUGACCUCAUCGCACAACGCAAGAGAAAGCUGGAUCAUCGUUAAUGUUGGAAUUAAAGAGAUUAUUAUUGCUUCUGGGGCGGUUAUGGGAAGAAAAAACUUUGUAUUAUGAAUAAAUUAUUUAACAAGCAUUUUGUUUUAUUAUGGCUUUUGUUUAAUGUAUGGGCUUAUCAUAAAUGAAAGAUAAAUUUAUGACAGUAAACAAUGGAAUUCUAUCACGGUGAUGAUGCUUUUAGAAAAUUAGUGCUGAUGGAACCUGAGGAAGAACAACGAAUUCUCUGCAU
Molecule: messenger RNA, 3069 nt
Organism: Monopterus albus (swamp eel)
Lineage: Eukaryota; Metazoa; Chordata; Actinopteri; Synbranchiformes; Synbranchidae
Gene: nkx6-2
Product: NK6 homeobox 2
Exons: 3
Coding region: 846-1697 (283 amino acids)
Biological process (GO): cell differentiation; regulation of transcription by RNA polymerase II
Cellular component (GO): nucleus
Molecular function (GO): DNA-binding transcription factor activity, RNA polymerase II-specific; RNA polymerase II cis-regulatory region sequence-specific DNA binding
Source: RefSeq, a predicted model, not a curated record